Sclerotinia trifoliorum is the source of this 1411-nucleotide messenger RNA. NCBI's taxonomy places the organism in Eukaryota, Fungi, Ascomycota, Leotiomycetes, Helotiales, Sclerotiniaceae. The record is from the annotation of a GenBank genome assembly.
UUGAGAUUGUCGAAAUUACAUCAAAGACACGUGAAACACAUCUAGGGAGCAUUUUUACUAUCAAAACUAUGUUUAGCAGGAUCAUGUCUCCUGUCAUUUCAGGAGCGUAGAAUUUUUGCUCACCCCUCCAUAUAUACUGAGCCCCAAUGCCGAGCAUGAAUCGAAACUUGUUCGUAUAAUCCUCUCGGUCUUAUUUUCUUCCAAGGCUCUAUGCUUCAUCCAAUGUCUAUAUAUUCUGAGUGACCCCCGCCCGGGGGUGUUUUUCUUGCAUCAUCAUAUAUGAAGUUUCUGCAUCUCCAGUUUUUAUACUUUUUGAAAGCUCUACAGCUUAUAGUCUCUCUUUAUUUUCAGGCUUAGUCCUACCCACACUCCUUUUUGUUUCAAUUCCAUACAUAUAUUUGCAAAAAUGCAUUUUUCCUAUGCCUUGUCAGCUCUUGCUGCUAUCGCCUCGACGGCAUCUGCUUCUCUUACAAUCAACAAUUGGUCUGUUUCUUUACCUCCAAUAACACCAAGAGGUUUAUUAACGCGAUGUAGGUGCUCCCAAGAUGUUUACAUCUACAAGUCAAACGGCGGAGGCUGUAAUGUCGGUACCAACGGCGCUUGUUCCACGGCUUCCAAUGCCAGCCCCUGGCAUAUCAAAGCUGGCAACGGAGCUAGCAGCACACUCACACUCCCUUGGGACACGGAUGGGCGUGGAACAUCGAUAAAAAUUGCCAAGACGUCCAACUGGAAAACCACCCCUUCGAUUCUUCAACUCGAGUAUACCUGGACAACGGGCCAAUACUCUGGUCUUUACUGGGAUCUCAGUGAUUUGGAUGGUGCCGGGUCUGGAUUAGUGGGAACUCCUUUCAUGAAGGAUAAUGUGAAAGUUAGUCCUACUGGUACUGGCAGUGGAUCAGGCACUUGCGUGAAGUUGAAGUGUCCUUCAGGUGCGCUGUGCAGAGAUGCAUACAACACCCCUGACCAAAAAGCCACCCGUUCUUGUCCAUUGAACACCGGCACCAUGUGGUUGGAUUUGUGUGAGCCAACAAGCCGCUUUAAUAGCAGGAGAGAAAUCGGCUUUGAGGCAUAGAGAAUGUUGAGGAUGAAGUGAGGAUUAGAGGACAGUACGAUCACGCUUGCAGUCGUGCUUGGUUUAGAGGAAAACGUGGCUGGUUGCUGGAGUUUCUUUUCAUAUAUUCAUGUUUUCUUUUAGGGCGGAGAAGAGUGCAGGUACGCUUUCAUGAUAUUAUGCCGGGGGCUAUUACCUUAUAUGUUCUAUGUAAAUACAUUCAAAUACCACGGGGGCAUUGAUGGAGCAAGGCAAAUGGUAUCCUUUUCUUUGCUUUGAAUACAUCAUCACAAGUAUCUUUGAAGCGCAACUGGAAAAUUAGCUCACGCGGAUCUCCAAAAACUGUCAUUGACGGAGAAA